GAUCUGUUGUCGCUGUGGUCAGCGUCCUUAAGAUCAGCUGUUGGACUUCCCAUCGAGAUUCGAGAGCCCGUGAUCAAUAUCUUUGGGCCACCAGCCUCCGGAAUCUGCGGCCCCGCGGCGUGCGUGUGAUCCACCAUGCCGUCCUCGACGGUGGUAUGGACUGACCAUCACGCCUUUUUGUUCCACGGUCUGCGUGAGUUAUUGUCCACGGGCGAGGGCAGCGACUUCCAAAUCAAAUGCCACGAUCGCGUGUUCAAAGUGCACAAACUCAUCCUGAACUUGUACACGGACUACUUCAAAAACACGGACGGCAUUUGGCUGCGCAUCCAGAUGGACCCGGCCAUCCUGGAGAAGAUUCUGACCUUCCUGUACCACGGCCAGGUGAACGUCCAAUAUGACGAGAUGGAGACUUUCCUGGAGUGUUGCCGCACCUUCAAUAUCCGGCUCUUCAAAGAUGACAGCAUCGUGGAGGACCCAUCGCUCAUCCUCUUGGGCGAUGAAAACUUCUUUCAGGAGCGAUACGAGCUCAACGAUUUCCAGCUCAUGUGUCGCGCCUGCUAUAAAGUAUUUCCGGAUGACAAGGCCCUCAAGAAGCACACGUGGGCGUGUCUACGCAAGGCCACUUUCGCCUGUCGCUUCUGCGAAAAGACCUUCAAGCAUAAGCCCACUUUGGUGGACCAUGAACGCUUCCAUACUGGGGAGAAGCCCUUCCAGUGUCCGGAUUGUGACAAGGCCUUCACCUUGAAAGGCACCAUGACCAAUCAUUACAAUGAGAAACACAAAGGCAUGACUUAUCCUUGUGAAGAGUGCGGUAUGAUCAAGAAGUCCAAAAUGUCGUUGCGCUACCACAUGUACACCAAGCACGCCAAGACCCUGCCGUUCGCUUGCAAUGAGUGCGGGCAAUGUUUCGCUCUCAAAUCAAUCCUAACCUCGCACAUUAAUGCCAAGCACAAUACCAAGGGCGACUCCGCGGACCCGGGGAAGAAAUCCAAAUCCAAACGACUCACCUUGGCUGCCUCGGAGCGACGCUAUGUCGGGAAGAAGCAGGUCCAGUCCAUGGGAUUCUGGAAGAUUCACAUAGGACCGAUGAAGAUGAAGUGCUUCUACUGUAAUAAUAUCUUCUCGCGCCACCAUUUCACGCCUCAUCUCAAACGCAUUCAUCCCGAGCGUCCCAUCACCAAAGAUAUGCUCACAGAAUUGGAUAAUCGACUCAAGGCCGUGCUGCUGCAACGACAACGAGCCCCGUAUUCCGCCAACCCCGAACCUGGCGACUCGAAUCAAGAAGACGUCAAAGACACGAAAAUCGAACAUGAACCCGUCGUGAUCGAUCCGGGCGAGGCCGGAUUUAUCGUUACCUUCCUGCUCCACGGCAUCCGUCAUCUGUGGAUCACGGGCGAGGGUAGUGAUUUCCACAUCAAAUGUGGUGCCCGCGAAUUCGCCGUCCACAAAAUGGUGCUGAAUUUGUUCACCGACUACUUUCAAGACACGGACGGUCUCUGGCUCCGGAUCGAAAUGAACCCGGUCAUUCUAGAGAAGAUUCUGACCUUUCUCUAUUACGGUCAAGUUAACAUUCAAUACGACGAGAUGGAAACUUUUCUGCGCUCUUGUCGAUUGCUCCAGAUACGCCUCUUUCAGGAGGAGUCCUCACUGAAUCCAUUAUCGUCCUCUUCCUCCUCGCCCUCCGCGUCGCCGGCUUCUUCUUCCGUCUUACAUCCCAUGGCCCUCACCAAGGUCCCACAGGCCACGCAGCCCACAGAGCCCGCACAGCCUGCAGAGUCCACAGAGCUCUACGAGCGAUACGAGUUGUCCGACUUCCAAUUGGUGUGUCGAUCGUGCUACAAAGUAUUCCCCGAUGAUAAGGCCAUGAAGAAGCACAAGUGGGGCUGCGGUCGGAAGGCCACAUUUGCCUGCCGUUUUUGUCAUCGAGCGUUCAAGCAUAAGUUUGUGCUCACGGAUCACGAGCGGCGUCAUACGGGUGAAAAACCGCACGCAUGCACGGCUUGCCCCCUGACUUUUAGUCUUAAGUCUUCCUUGACGAAUCAUUUCGAGGCCAAGCAUAUGAAUGUUCAGUUCCCUUGUCCGGAAUGCGAUUAUGUGUUGAACUCCAAGUCAGCCCUCAAGAAUCACCUCCGCAUCAAGCACGCCAAAGAGCGGCCCUUUUCGUGCCAGCAAUGCGGGGCAUGUUUCGCUUUUCGAUGUGAUUUGACAGCGCAUGUCAAAUUGAAGCACGCCAAUUUCCUGAAAACCAAGACCGUGCCCGAAAGAGAUCCGGCUACCAUUCUCAAACCCGCCGAGCGUCAAUAUCACGGCCAAAAGCUGAUCCAGUCCAAGGGCUUUUGGAAGAUGUACAUCGGUCCCUUGCGGGUCAAAUGCUUCUUUUGCCAACACGUCAUGCUUCGCCAGUCCCUGGGGCGUCAUUUCAAGCAGGUCCAUCCCGAUGAGAAGGUGACUAAGCCCAUGCUCACCGAACUAGACCAAAGGUUAAAGACCAUGGCAUUGGAACGGAAAAGGGCUCAAGCUCAGGGGGGACUAGGUCUCCCGGGGGAGGACCUGAAAACGACCAAUAGUCCUGAAAUAUUCACUCAUGUCGACGAUAUACUUAGUUGGAGGAGGAGCGGGUGGGUGGUGAGCCAGGCCAGGAUGCCGUCAUCGCGUGUCCUCUGGUCGGAUCAUGAGGCUUUUCUGUUCCACGGUAUUCGCCGAUUGUUGGCCACGGGCGAAGGGAGUGACUUUCGCAUUCGCUGUUUUGAUCGCGAGUUCCGCGUACACAAGUUCCUGCUCAAUUUCUUUACCGACUAUUUCUCGGAUGUGGACGGCCUCUGGCUCCGGAUCGAAAUGAAUCCCGUCAUCAUGGAGAAGAUCCUGACCUUUCUCUACCACGGCCAGGUCAACAUCGAAUACGACGAGAUGGAGACUUUCCUGGAGUGCGCCCGCCUCCUCCAGAUCCGUCUCUUCAAAGAUGACUCCAUCAGUGGCGAUCCUCUGGAUGAGGCCGAUGGCCAGGCCGGGUCGGACCCCCACUCACCCCCACCCGAACGCUACGAGCUCAAUGACUUCCAAUUGCUGUGCCGCACCUGUUAUAAGGUCUAUCGGGAUGAUAAGGCCCUGAAAAAGCAUUUGUGGGCGUGUCAGCGCAAGCCCACGUUCGCGUGUGAUCAAUGCGACAAGGUGUUUCGCUUUCGCGCCCAACUCACCGAGCACUACCGCAUUCACACGCAAGAAAAGCCCUUCGUGUGCCCGGAUCCGAAUUGCUCAGCCGCCUUCAACUACAAGUCCAGUUUGACGCUGCACUUUGAUCAGAAACACAAGCACGUCACGUACCCGUGUCCGGACUGCGGCCAAGUGCUCACCAAUAAGACCAAGUGGCUCUAUCACCGACGAAAGCUACAUCCCAAGAUCAAGCCCUUCGCUUGCAAGGAAUGCGGCGAAUGCUUCGUGAGUAAGGCCUUCCUGGCCUCGCACAACCGACUCAAGCAUAUUCGGCACGCUCAAAUUAGUGCCAAAUCCGAAUUAGAUCAGGCCAUUAUUCUCGAUCCCUCAGAGCGAGUUUACCACGGCAAGAAAACCCGCUAUUCCAUGGGCUUCUGGAAUAUCUUCGUGGCCAAAAUGAGCGUCAAAUGUUUCUUCUGUCCCAAGAUUCUGUUCAGGUCGUCGCUUUUGCCCCAUUGGAAAAAUAAGCAUGCCAACAUCAAAGUCGUGAAACCGAUGUUGCGAGAACUCGAUGACCGACUCAAAGUGAUCGCCUUGGCCCGAAAACAAGAGCGAGAUCGCCGUAAGAGCCAACUACAGCUGGCAUCUGUGGCCGAAGAGAACGGUCCAAAUUUGGAGGUUGAACCCGAACCCGAACCGCCCUACCUUCAAGUUCAUGACAUAUUAAACCAAUAUCGUUCUUUGAUUCAGGCCAACGCGCCCAAACAGUCUUCAUCGUCGUCGGCUGAGGAAGACUAAAUAUAUUCGUUGCUAAAUAAAAACCUUGCUUCUACA
This is a messenger RNA of Tigriopus californicus, 3984 nucleotides long. RefSeq lists its product as uncharacterized. The record is from RefSeq and is a predicted model, not a curated record. Bases 136 to 3948 code for a protein of 1270 amino acids. Lineage: Eukaryota; Metazoa; Arthropoda; Copepoda; Harpacticoida; Harpacticidae. The transcript is spliced from 3 exons. Gene Ontology annotation, molecular function: protein binding.